UGAUGUUAUCAUCGCGUAUCUUGAUGCUUUCACAGGUUUCCGUCAGGUUAGUGGGUGCGUUUUAAACUAAGCUAACACGUCAAAGUUGAACUGAUAACCGUUCAUUUAUUCAUUUCGUUUUAUUCCGUGUUUGCUGACGAGACGCAGUUAAGCUUUGAAGAUGAAUUCCAGAGAUCUGGAGAAAGAGGAGGAGGAGGAGGAGGAAGAAGAAGAAGAAGAAGAUGAUGAGGGUGUGAACCCAACAGAGGUGAAAAUGAGUCAGAUAGUGAUGCCCUGUCACAGCAACCAUCGACAGGAGCUGAGCGUUGGACAGCUGCUCAAAUGGAUAGACUCCACUGCCUGCCUCUCUGCUGAGAGACAUGCUGGGUGUCCCUGCGUCACUGCUUCCAUGGAUGACAUCCACUUUGAACAUACCAUCAGUGUGGGUCAGGUGGUGAACAUCAAGUCAAAAGUCAACAGAGCCUUCAACACCAGCAUGGAGGUGGGCAUACAGGUAAGCUGUGAGGACCUGUUCUCUGAUCGUCACUGGAAGGUUUGUCACGCCUACGCCACCUUUGUGACCCAGCGCACAAACACAGGAGAAAAGGUGAUUUUGAAGCCUGUUGUGCCUCACACUCACAAAGAGCAGGUUGAAUACAGCCUGGCUGCUGAGCGACGGCGGGUCAGGAUGUUACACGAUGACAUCAUCAAAGAUCUGCUCUCCCAUGGGUCUAUCCAGCAGUCCGACAGCUCGGCAGUAGACAGUGCGGUGGCAGCAGAGAAGACCAAGGUGGAGAGUGUUGAACUGGUUCUACCCCCACACACUAACCAUCAGGUAAAUACAUUUGGCGGACAGAUCAUGGCCUGGAUGGUGAAUGUAGCUACCAUUGCUGCCAGUCGUCUGUGUCAGGCUCACCCGACUCUGCGGACCAUCGACAUGUUUACCUUCAGAGGCCCUUCUCAGAUUGGAGACAGACUGCUGCUUAGAGCUAUAGUCAACAAUGCCUUCAAAAACAGCAUUGAGGUGGGGGUGCGUGCAGAGGCCUACCAGGAGGAGGGUCCUAACCGACACAUAAAUUCCGCUUUCAUGAUCUUUGAGGUGCUUGACAACCACAGGAAGCCAUGUACAUUACCACGAAUACGACCCGAACCUGUGGAAGGGGAGAGGCGGUUUCAAGAAGCCAUAGCCAGGAAGAAGAUCAGACUGGACAGGAAAUACAUCAUUUCCUGCAAGCAGGCUGAGGUCCCCUUGUCUGUACCCUGGGACCCCAGAAACCAGGUGUAUCUGAGCUAUAACAAUGUUUCAGCUCUGAAGAUGUUGGCUGCUAAAAACAACUGGCGCCUCAGCUCUGAGAAAGACAAGGUUCGUCUUUACACCCUGGAGCAGAAGUCCAUGUUGAGUUUCAGGGUGGAAGCAGAGGUUGAUGUUCCUGCUCACAGAGCCUUUUGUCUGCUGGCUGACCUGAACAACAGAACGAGCUGGGACACACAUUACCAGAAUUGUGAGCUGAUUCACCUGGUGGACGACGAUGACUUCCUGUACCGUGUGGUGACUCCAUCAGUGCGUCAUGGUGGAGUGGGUUCCCCGACGUCGGCCAGUCAGGGAGAAGGGAUUCUCCAGGACUUUAUCUUGUUGGCCUCCAAGAGAAAGCCAUGUGGCAGUGGAGAUCCAUAUGUCAUUGCUCUGCGAUCGGUGUCCCUUCCCACUCACCCUCCCACUCAAGGAUAUAACAGAGGAGAGGUUCUAUGUGCUGGAUUUACCAUACUGGAGACCAAAAACAACAUGUCACUAAUCAGUUACUAUAACCAGGCGUCUCCGGAGGUUCUUCCCUACAUCUCCACAGAUAUUGCCGGCCUCUCCUCUUCUUUCUACCACACCUUCUGCUCCUGCAGACAAUACCUGACUAUGCACAGGUUGCAGACCGCCUCUGAGGAACAAGCCUGCCAGUACCAGACCACGACCACAGACAGUCCCACCUGUGACAGUAAAGCUGACAGUCUGUCAGUGGCCCUGCACUGUACUCAGUUGUAAACAGUCAGGGGUACGUUUCAGGCCAGUUUAUAUCACAAAGUGUAGAGUGAGGUGAAGCUGCUGUUUGUACAUCAUGGUACAAUUAAAAGUUUUUUAGUAUUUUUGUAGUACGUAUGAGAUGCAUGAUGCAUAAAAUAAUAAUACAAUCACAGUAAAUUAAGUAAA
This is a messenger RNA of Scatophagus argus, 2176 nucleotides long. RefSeq names its product acyl-CoA thioesterase 11a (gene acot11a). The transcript has 17 exons. Gene Ontology annotation, molecular function: lipid binding; thiolester hydrolase activity. Bases 161 to 2011 code for a protein of 616 amino acids. Gene Ontology annotation, cellular component: extracellular exosome. Lineage: Eukaryota; Metazoa; Chordata; Actinopteri; Scatophagidae. The record is from RefSeq and is a predicted model, not a curated record.